Molecule: messenger RNA, 2748 nt
Organism: Dicentrarchus labrax (European seabass)
Lineage: Eukaryota; Metazoa; Chordata; Actinopteri; Moronidae
Product: mid1-interacting protein 1-B
Exons: 2
Coding region: 435-890 (151 amino acids)
Biological process (GO): regulation of lipid biosynthetic process
Cellular component (GO): cytosol
Source: RefSeq, a predicted model, not a curated record
CCUCGCCCCGCCUCCUCCCGGCACGCCCUGCUGCUCCCCGGCUGCUCCGACCGAACACACCCGGUGCUCCAUCCAUCCAGGGCGGAUUAACGGACUGAACGGCUCAGGCACCGACACGACGGAGCAACAACACCGGACACACGGUUGUUAUUUGACCUCUGGGGUGAAACGGUCGGCCGGCGUCCUGUAGCAACAGACGCCCUCCAUGCUUAGCAGGGACACAAAGUUGUCGGGGUCAAACUGCAACCCGUUUAUAACCAGGAAACCAGCUCAUUGAUCCAAGAGGACAUGGUGAGUGUACCUGUGUAACCUGGUCCAGUUAAGACCUGACCUGGGAUCUGGCUGCAGCCUCAUAAUAAUCCUCUAAAGAGCAUUAGCGGGCUAACUUUGGCCCUGGACUGUGACAGCGGCGACUUCACUUCAGGUUGUUCGCCAUGAUGCAGAUAUCUGAAUCCUACAACCAGAAGAACUCGCUCUUCAACGCCAUGAAACGCUUCAUUGGCGCCGUCAACAACAUGGACCAGACGGUGAUGGUGCCCAGCCUGCUGCGGGACGUCCCGCUGGACGAAGCAGAGGACGCAAAGGCGGUGAGGACCGCUAACGGUGCCGCAGCCACCAAUGGCUACUUCCAGCAGGACGCCGACAUGUAUAGCUCGUACGUGCUGCUCAAGUCCAUCCGCAAUGACAUAGAAUGGGGCGUCCUGCAGGGCGACGAGCGGCGGAAGGAGAAGGCUGGCGUGUCGACGGAGGCAGUGGCGGUGACGGAGGACGACCUGGAGAAAGAGUUUCAUUUCCACCUGAAUGGACUCCACUCGGUUCUGUCCAAACUGACGCGCAAGGCUAACACGCUAACGACCCGCUACAAGGAGGAGAUUGGCUGCAGGAACUGACUGAGGACGGAUUCAUUUAUAGAAAUUAUAUUCAACCGUAACCCUGUCUUUGAACACGUUAGCUCAUUUACUACAAAGCAGCUUUAGUUUCAGUUCUGGGAGGAAACUAAAGACAAAUCUACACUUUAUCCGAUCAAUAUCUGGGUAUCAUUUAAUAUUUGUAAUACCCAAGUUCAAGGUUCAGCGUGUUAAUCUGUAAAAACACUGUAGACAACAACAGGCCAAACACAAGAUUAUAGGUGAAAAUAAAAGUGUGUCCCCCGAUGUCGGAGCUAUUUACAAUGACACGUUCAAAGUCUCAUCUUAAUAAUAUUUACAGGUUUAAACAGGUUUGAAUAGCCUCUAAAACUGUUGUCUACUAGUAAGACCAAACUGUUGUUUUUGUCUCCUUUAAUUUGAAUAAUUAAUUAUAGAAGAGAGAAAACCCUCUAGUAAUCGUGGUUAGUUAGUUACUACAAAGUUAGUUUGUAGUCAAGGAACUAUCUGAGCAGAAAAAAUUAAAAUAAAUCAAAUAAAAACGUACACUGAGUGAGAAUCACCGGAUCUGUAGAUAUCUGGGAAAAUUAUGACAAUAUAAUGUUGACUUGAAUUCGAAUGUCUUGAUCAGUUUGCUAGUCAUACUCAGUCCUACUCAGUUGUUUAAACAAAAGGGGACCUGAGUAUCGUCCCUUGGGGGACGCCAAAGGACGGAAAAUUGAGUAAUAGGUACUAACAAAAAUCUUGACCAUUCUUGUUUCGUCCUGUCUUUUGUGAGUCCCACAACUUCUUCAAAUGCUAGAAAAAGAUUACACUCGCCUUAUCCUGUGUUUGACAUUCGGAUAACGUUCAACGGGGGCGACUAUCAAAUGUCAAAGUGUCCUUGAACACACCGCCGCUCAGUGAUAGCGUAAACCAGAAAGUGAACUCCUUCUCCCCGAAAGGAUUUGUAGUUAAUGAGCUGAAAUGUGCAAAAACACCAGUGUGGUUUGUUACAGAGCGUUUAUAUUUAUCACAAAGGGACUGAGGGGUCGAGAUAGGGCAAAUAACUGCAGCGAGAAACUGAUAUAUUCUCCAGUUGUUUGUCCGACUGUAUUUACACUGUGGAUGUUUGCAGGGUUUUUUGUCCGUUUGUCCUUUUCUAAACUAUGCAAACACACUGAGACAGAACUCGGCUUUAAACAUCUACAAACUGUUGGUUUAAAGAAGAUAAUGGACCUUUUUCUCAGCAGAAAUAGUAGGGUAAGAAAAGCUGUGAAAAAGAUCUUGAGCUGACAAAAUUCAAUACGGCUCUGGUGGCUGAUCACCAUAAAAAAAACCCCAACGGUUCUCAGUUUGCAGCUUCUAAAAUUAGGGUUUAUUUUCAUUAUUAUGAACCCGAUUGGCAUUUUUUUGAUUAAUCAAUUGUUCACUUUCAGUAUUGUUAUUGUUCAGUCUGUAAAAUGUCAGAAAACUGUGAGCUGACGUCUCCAAAUGUCCGACCAACAUUUGAAAACCUGAAGAAAUCUUCACAUUUCAGAGGCUAGAAAGAGUGUUUCUCCGCUACUUUAAAGUGGUAAAAUAAAAAAAAGUUGGUGUUCGUCAGUCUGACUGAAGCUGUGUUGACUCAUUUCGUCAGCCGUUAGUACCUGAUGAUAUUUAUACAAAACCCAUUCAGAACUGUAGCUCGAUUAUCCUGAACUUAAAAGAAAGAAAAGAGUAAAAGACGGAUUUUCAUCCAUCCAGACAUAAAAAGUCUUAAAUAUAAAGUCUGAGAAAUUAAAGAAAAUCUUUAAUAAUGUGGUCGAUGACAUUUCUGUGAAAAAUACUGUAUUUGUUACAUAAACAGCUAUGCAUUUUUCUAUUUAAUGUCCAGCUUGGCAAUUAAAGGUUUUGAUGAGUA